Molecule: messenger RNA, 2286 nt
Organism: Erythranthe guttata (spotted monkey flower)
Lineage: Eukaryota; Viridiplantae; Streptophyta; Magnoliopsida; Lamiales; Phrymaceae
Source: RefSeq, a predicted model, not a curated record
AUGGCUACAUCAAUCUGCGGCGGCCAAUUAUACACAAGGACCGAGUGCCUGGGCAUCUGCCAGGACUUCCGAAACCUGGAUUACGGCGACGCGGUGCAAGAAGAGCUCGAAGCACCGAUGCCAUGGAUAGGCCUCUACAUCGCAGCCGCUUCCGCCGUCUGCACUCUAGCAAUCGCCGCCGACGCCGUGCUAGGGUUCCGCCGCAGGAAGCCCUGGCUCCCCUGUAAGUACUUCUCUCUCAACGCUUUCUCGCUCACACUGCUCGGCGUCUCGAUGAAGCUGCUCGUGGACCUCACAAACCUCCACCUAGGCGUCGACGACAAAAUCGUGCGCAUCAACAGCCUCGUACUCAUGUCAACGUCUCUCUCUAACUUCACCACAUCUCUCGGCUCAAUGACGAACAACGACAUCGCGCUCAACUUAGCCGCAUUAUCGAUUCUCGUCCUCACAAUCAUCGGAAACGUCGUCAUUAGCGCUGUCCAGAUGUUCUCGUUUUUGAGCUUCUUCGAUACGGUGGCCGAAGUAGCCGGAUCGAGUGCUGCCGUGCUUAUGUUGCUACUGAUACUAUGUGUUUCCGGCGUCAUGGUCCCCGCCGCCAAGGCGCAGAUCGACCUCGCGUACCGCGACCUCCACAACAGAAUAUCGAUCAAGAAUACGCAGAGAGUGGAGUGGGAGGGAUUUACAAGCGUCGACGAACUCCGGAUAGCCGUGAGGAGGUAUUGGGUGAUGGCAGAAACCGGGAGCUCGCAAUUUGUGAUCGCGCGGUCCGCGACGUGCGUCGCUUCGGGAUUAAUAUGUCUAUUGACCGGUCUAGUUCUCGUAGAAGCUCAUGUUCGAUUACCUAUGAUGUAUGCUGCGAAAUAUACGACCACGUCUAACUACAAGUGGUCCACCAAAGUGAUUCUCGUUGUUCAGUCUAUCGGAGUCGCGAUAGGUACUAUUGCUCCACUCAUGAGAUGGUUCGUUGCCGCCCGAUUCAAGAGUUCCGAUAUCGGCACCAAGAGUUUCAAAGAAGAAAUGAAAGUCGAGAGCUACUGGACUCAAAAGCUCGUAGAUUGGAAAAAGAGCCCCGUCUCUGUACAUAUUCGAUCACAUACGCUCAGAAAACUUGUUUACAAUGCGAAAGGAUUGCUUCUCAACUUGUGCAUCGGAGUUCAGAUUUUGAUUGUUGUUGCCAGCAAAUUAGUCCUGCUCGCUUCGUCUGUCUUUGUGAAGGGACUUUCGUUUUUCUUUUGCUUCGGCCACAUUAAUAGUACUAGUCUAAAAAAGUCGUGCUGCCAUAUUUCCGAGGAAUCGGAUUACACGAGAGGAGUGGAAUCAAUGGCUGAACCGGAUCAGUCGGAUUAUAGCCGUUACGUGCUGCUGCUUGAGGGAGAGCCAGAGCUGCCUCAGGGGACACUGAAAAAUAUAUGCAAUGAGGUCGAUAAGCUGAUGAAGAUCGGUCGAAAGAAUCAAUCGAAAAACCUAGUCAAACUUGUAAAGAAAUGUGUCAACUUCAACGGUGUCAGAGAAUUCGACACGGUUGAAGUUCCAAUCUUAUAUCAAGAACCCGCAAACUGCUGGUCUAUGCCAGUCGUGACAUUAACAAGCAUUGCAAUUUCGCUUCCCAACAUCUCCGAUCGCAAGUGUAAUAAUUUAUUGAGUGCUGUGAGCAAAGCCCUCUACUACGUGAAGCUCAUAGAGAAAUCUUCGGAUAAAAACGGAGAUUCGACGACAGCCGUACGCCAUGCGGCAGACAUGGCGUGGGUUGGAGUUGAAUUUUCGAAGAAAUGGCAUGGUAAGGAUCUUUCGGGUGCUAGUGUCAGAGGUAGUUCCGACAAGGCGACGCUGCAGAAUCUUUCGGACAUUGCCGAAAAGAUUGUUGGAGAUUUUUUUAGUAGUACGGAUGAAAUAACUGUAACAGAAAAGAAAGAUUCUCUGAUCAACAACUGGCCUGUGAAAGUCAUAGCUGCACGCUCGAUGUACCGAGUAACUCAAACACUUCUGCUGGCGCGCAAAUACGACGUUAGCCUAACGGACGAGGAGUUGUUCGAGAGUUUAUCGAUAAUGAUCGCAGACAUAGUGGCGGCUUGUCUCACCAAUUUAGUGUCUGUGAUAAUCUCCAAGUGUCAUAACAAUGCCAUUGAAGAAAGGGAGGAGAGUGUCCGACAAGCGGCUCUUCUUUUCGGCGAGACCGAAGAAAUUCUUGAAAUUAUUCAGAAAAUCGAUCUUCCGGUCAGAUUGGAUCAGGAAAAAAAGGGUAAUAUACAAGAGUGGAGGGCGUUUAUGGAGUUAAUGCCGCGAUAA